CAGUGCAAUUUAACAAUGCCUGUGAGUCUGUGACUCUGUAAAACUCACAUAAAGCAUCACUCUUAUCACUUUGCUCCUUGGGUUCCAUUUUUCCAAAGAGAGCCACGCAACCCGUAAUCCUAUUCGGUGGAAGUGUCCAGGUGUCCAGGUUUGCUGAGUUAUACCUCCGUUGAGUGUUGUGUACUGGGUGGGUACUGGGUUUUUGGGUAAUCACUCUGAAGCGAAAAAACCCAGUUUGAGAUCUGAUCAUCUGAGGCGAAACCCAGUUGGGAUGGUGAGGCUUCAGUAUCAGACUCAUGGAAGAGGAGCACUGGCUGGGCUUUUGAUGCUGCUCUUUCCGGUGUUCCUGCCAAGUUUGUUCAGCCCAUUAGGCCAUGCCUCGCCGUCCAUGUUAUCGGAAUGGAAUGCUCCAAAACCAAGGCACUCGCGUCUGCUCAAGAGUGCUUUACAAAGUGAUCCUACAAAUGCACAGCAGUCAGCUCUCUGGAUUCCUUUGCCCAACGAAGGAUGGAGACCCUGUGUUGAAUCUACAAAAACCCCUUCAUUACCAGAAAAAUCUCAGGGAUAUAUUCAGGUAUUUCUUGAUGGAGGCUUGAACCAGCAGAGAAUGGGGAUAUGUGAUGCAGUUGCCGUUGCUAAAAUACUGAAUGCUACACUUGUUAUCCCACAUCUUGAAGUGAAUCCUGUUUGGCAAGAUUCAAGCUCAUUCAUGGAUAUAUUUGAUGUGGAUCACUUCAUCAAUGUAUUGAAGGACGAUAUUUCUAUAGUUAAGGAGCUGCCUUAUGAGUUCUCCUGGAGCACAAGGGAGUAUUAUGCUACUGCAAUCAGAGCCACCCGGAUUAAGACAGCACCAGUUCAUGCAUCAGCAAACUGGUAUCUAGAGAAUGUAUUGCCUACACUACAAAGUUAUGGAAUUGCUGCAAUUUCCCCAUUCUCUCAUCGUCUGGCUUUUGACAACUUGCCCAUGGACAUCCAACAGCUACGUUGUAAAGUUAACUUCCAAGCAUUAGUUUUUGUUCCUCAUAUUAGAGUACUUGGUGAUGCUCUUGUCAGCCGCCUCCGCAAUCCUUCUGGCAAAAGUGGAGCACUUGGCACCAACUACCUCCAGGAGAGCACAGAAGGAUCCGGGAAGUUUGUGGUGCUACACCUUCGGUUUGACAAAGAUAUGGCGGCCCAUUCAGCCUGUGAUUUUGGUGGUGGCAAAGCUGAAAAACUGGCUCUAGCCAAGUAUAGACAAGUGCUUUGGCAGGGAAGAGUCCUCAACUCCCAGUUCACUGAUGAAGAGUUGAGGAAUCAGGGGCGUUGCCCAUUGACACCAGAAGAGAUUGGAUUGCUACUUGCAGCUUUGGGCUUUGACAACAGCACUCGGCUCUAUCUUGCGUCUCACAAGGUAUAUGGUGGAGAAGCUAGGAUUUCAACUUUGCGAAAACUGUUCCCACUAAUGGAAGAUAAAAAGAGCCUAACUUCUGCACUGGAACGGGGCCAGAUUAAAGGAAAAGCUUCCUUGUUAGCUGCGGUUGAUUACUAUGUUGGCAUGCACAGCGACAUCUUUAUCUCUGCUUCUCCUGGAAAUAUGCACAAUGCAUUGGUGGGACAUCGAACUUAUGAGAACCUGAAGACUAUAAGGCCGAACAUGGCAUUGCUGGGGCAGCUUUUCCUAAAUAAAAGCAUCAGUUGGUCAGAUUUCCAGCAGGCAGUGAUAGAAGGACAUGAAAACAGACAAGGACAAAUCAGAUUAAAAAAACCAAAGCAGUCAAUUUACACAUAUCCUGCUCCUGAUUGUAUGUGCCACGCUUGAAGUAAGGCUGUCUUCUGUGUCUCACCAUUUGGUACUUCAACUAUUGUUUGUGAGUAGUUCCUCAUAAUGUAUUGAUAAAUAAGUCUCAUACCAUAUCGCCUAUUCGUAGUCCUGUUCAUGUAAUGAUAUCAUGUUAAAUAGUUUGCUGUGUUUUACAGUCAUCAAUUUCUUCCCAAUUAUUAACACUUAAAGAUAUUGUGAUUUCUCAGUCUACCAUUCCAAUUAUUAAGCACUUUAAACUCAA
Molecule: messenger RNA, 2042 nt
Organism: Corylus avellana
Lineage: Eukaryota; Viridiplantae; Streptophyta; Magnoliopsida; Fagales; Betulaceae
Product: O-fucosyltransferase family protein
Source: RefSeq, a predicted model, not a curated record